AUAACACGUAGCGCAUGCGCGUAGUCCGCUGCUUCUCGCUCUUGCUCAGUCCACAAGGCACAGUCCGGGCAGCAGUCGUGGUCUCGGUUGAAUCAGAAUGGCGACGUCGUUAGGAUCAAAUACCUAUAACCGGCAGAACUGGGAGGACGCGGAUUUUCCAAUUCUUUGUCAGACAUGUCUGGGAGAAAAUCCAUAUAUUAGAAUGACCAAAGAAAAAUAUGGCAAAGAAUGCAAGAUAUGUGCUCGCCCCUUCACAGUGUUUCGAUGGUGCCCAGGGGUGCGCAUGCGCUUUAAGAAAACAGAAGUAUGUCAGACUUGUAGCAAGUUAAAAAAUGUCUGCCAGACCUGCCUUCUAGACCUUGAGUAUGGGCUUCCAAUUCAAGUACGAGAUGCAGGGAUUUCCUUUAAGGAUGAUAUGCCUAGAUCAGAUGUAAAUAAAGAAUUCUACACACAGAACAUGGAGAGAGAAAUCUCAAAUUCUGAUGGAACUAGGCCAAUUGGAGGUCUGGGAAAAGCUCCAUCCAGCAGCGAUAUGCUUCUAAAAUUGGCCCGUACCACUCCGUACUACAAACGUAACCGUCCCCACAUCUGCUCCUUCUGGGUAAAAGGAGAGUGCAAAAGAGGAGAAGAAUGUCCGUACAGACACGAGAAACCUACAGAUCCCGAUGACCCUCUUGCAGAUCAGAAUAUCAAAGACCGUUACUAUGGCAUUAAUGACCCUGUAGCUGACAAGCUCUUGAAAAGGGCUUCAACAAUGCCACGUUUGGACCCCCCAGAAGACAAGACCAUUACUACUCUCUAUGUGGGAGGAUUAGGUGACAACAUCAACGAAUCAGAGCUUAGGAGUCACUUUUAUCAGUUUGGUGAAAUAAGAACAAUUACCGUAGUUCAGCGUCAGCAGUGCGCCUUUAUUCAGUUUGCCACAAGAGGGUCGGCAGAAUCGGCAGCAGAGAAAUCGUUUAAUAAGCUGAUUGUUAAUGGUCGUCGCCUCAAUGUCAAGUGGGGAAGGUCUCAGGCAGCUCGAGGGAAAGAAAGAGAGCGAGAAGGCAUUACAGAUUCUGGACUGAAACUAGAACCUGUUCCUGGAUUACCUGGAGCCUUGCCACCUCCACCUACGGAAGAAGAGUCCUCGGCAAACUAUUUUAACCUUCCGCCGAAUGGGUCAUCUGCUUUGGUUAACAUUGCACUGCCGCCACCUGGAUUAACUGCUCCACCCCCAGGAUUUAGCCCACACAUGUUUCCACCUAUGGCUCCACCUCCAUUCCUCCGUGCACCUGGCCAUAUUCACUAUCCCUCACAAGAUCCACAGCGCAUGGGAGCGCAUACGGGCAAGCCGAGCAGUGCCUGAGGAUUUUAACUAUAAAGGAAUGCCACUAACAAAUCAGUGGCAAAGAAACAAGAAGUGUGAAGAGACUUCUUGUAACCUUGUAGCUGCCACAGAGGGUGAUGGACACCAAAUGUAUAGCAAUCUACUACUAAUCCAUCUAGUAACAGAAGUGAAAUGAGGACACUUGUAUGGAACAUAUUGGCUUUUAAGGGUACAGUCACACAUACCGCAUCCGCUGCGGAAUUGAUGCUGUUCAGCUAUUUAUUUGUAUUGAUUUACUAGCAUGAAUUCAGCAGCAGUUAAACCACAGCAAAUACAAUACCUGUGAAUGUACCCUAAAAUUGUAUGUAUGGGUUUUUGUUUUCUUUUUUUUUUUUA
Molecule: messenger RNA, 1705 nt
Organism: Hyla sarda
Lineage: Eukaryota; Metazoa; Chordata; Amphibia; Anura; Hylidae
Gene: RBM22
Product: RNA binding motif protein 22
Exons: 11
Coding region: 98-1348 (416 amino acids)
Cellular component (GO): U2-type catalytic step 2 spliceosome; U2-type catalytic step 1 spliceosome; Prp19 complex
Molecular function (GO): metal ion binding; U6 snRNA binding; pre-mRNA binding
Source: RefSeq, a predicted model, not a curated record